Messenger RNA from Humulus lupulus (European hop), 1752 nucleotides. RefSeq names its product protein NRT1/ PTR FAMILY 8.1-like. The transcript is spliced from 4 exons. Lineage: Eukaryota; Viridiplantae; Streptophyta; Magnoliopsida; Rosales; Cannabaceae. Gene Ontology annotation, biological process: oligopeptide transport; transmembrane transport. Bases 1 to 1752 code for a protein of 583 amino acids. The record is from RefSeq and is a predicted model, not a curated record. Gene Ontology annotation, cellular component: membrane. Gene Ontology annotation, molecular function: tripeptide transmembrane transporter activity.
AUGGAAGAAGAAGGUGACAAUCUUUAUACAAAAGAUGGGACACUUGACAUUUUCAAAAAGCCAGCUAAUAAGAAGAAGACUGGAAGUUGGAGAGCAUGCAACUUUAUUCUAGGGAAUCAGUGUAUGGAAAGGCUAGCAUAUUAUGGGAUGAGCUCAAGUUUGAUGAACUACUUAGAGACAUCGCUAAACCAAGGGAAUGUGAGUGCAGCCAAUAAUAUCACAAAUUGGAAUGGAACCAGCAAUCUCACGCCCUUGCUUGGUGCCUUUUUAGCUGAUACCUACUUUGGAAAAUACUGGACUAUUGCUGCCUUCUCAAUCGUUAAUGUCCUUGGCAUGACACUGUUAACAAUGUCUGCUUCAAUCAGUGCCCUAAAACCCCCAUGCGACCCCAACACCGGUUACUGCCACCCAACUCCGGCACAAACCACUGUAUGCUUUGUUGCUCUGUACAUGGUGGCACUUGGUUCUGGGGCUACCAGGCCCUGCGUCGCAUCGUUUGGGGCUGAUCAAUUCGACAAAACCGAUCAAAUGGAGAGGAGGAACCAAAAUUCUUUCUUCAAUUGGUUCUACGUGGCACGCAACUUUGGAAUGCUGUUUGGUACUUCUUUAUUGGUAUGGGUUCAAAUGAACAUCGGGCAGAGUUGGGAAUUUGGAUUCCCAGCCUUGGCCAUGGCUAUUGGGGUUGGAUUUUUCUUGCUGGGUAGUCGGAAAUAUCGUCUUCUGGAAUCCCAAGGAGGCUUUCCUACGAAGAUUUUUCAGGUUAUUUUUGCAUCUUUUCGAAAACUCAGUGUUAGGGUUCCUUCUGAUAAUUCUCUUCUAUAUGAGACUAAUGAGGAUGAUCAUGAUGAAGAUUCAUUGUUGGAGGAUCUUCUUGUGAAAGUAACGUUCAAGCUCGAACAUACUGAUGAGUUAAGGUUCUUCGAUAAGGCAGCUAUUGAAAUCCCAAGCGACCGGAGCCUAAAUGGGCAAAGAAACCCAUGGACACUGUGCACAGUUACUCAAGUGGAGGAGCUGAAAUCCAUCAUCAGGCUUCUUCCAAUAUGGGGAUGUGGAAUGGUCUUCGCCAUAGUGGUUAGCCAAAUGAGUGCCAUGUUCAUUCUACAAGGCAAUAAGAUGGACCCUCACAUGACCUCAAACUUCAAAGUUCCAUUGGCAUCGUCUCUCGCCUUCUUCAACGCCCUUGGUGUCAUAGUUGGAACUCUAAUAUACGAUCGACUCGUUGUCCCUUGCGUCAAAAGAUUCACCGGUUGCGAACAAGGCUUCACCCAUCUUCAACGCAUAGGCGUUGGCAUUGCCAUCUCUGUCUUUGCCAUGGCCAGUGCUGGGGUUCUAGAGGUUUUUCGGUUGAAAAUUGUCAAGGACAAGGACUGCUAUGAAGUCGAGUAUGUUCCCAUUUCGAUUUUCUGGCAAGUUCCUCAGUAUUCUCUUAUUGGGUUUGCUGAGGUUUUCACUUUCAUUGGGGAAUAUGCGUUUUUCUAUGAUGAGGCUCCUCAUUCCAUGAGGAGUUUUUGUUCUGCUCUUUUCUUGACAACCAGUGCAGGAGGCAAUUUCUUGAGUACUUUACUUGUGUCCACUGUGACAAAAAUUACCACAAGAAAUGGAAAGCUAGGUUGGAUUCCGGAUAACUUGAAUAGAGGUCAUCUUGAUUAUUUUUUCUGGCUGUUAGCCAUUAUUAGUCUUCUCAACUUCAUUUCUUAUCUCUGGAUUGCCAAACGAUAUACUUAUAAGAAGAUCAUAGGGCAAUGUGAUUGA